AUGUUAGGAGAGUUACCGGGUGGCUGGGAGAAUAUUGGAUUUAGUAAUCAAGAUGUUCGGAAUAUAUUGCGUGAUAUUCGACAUUAUGUGUUUGAUUCGAGUGAUGCUUUAGAGGGAUUGGUAUUGAAUGCGUUUGUGCCAUUUACCGGGGUGAAUCACCAUUAUCAGUCGAUUUUGUUCAGAUUUGCCCUGAUAAGGGAUGAGACCGAAGAAUCUUACCUAUGGGUGUUUAAGAGUUGGUUGGAGGCUAUGGGGAACGUGGCUCCACAAACGAUCAUCACUGAUCAAGACAUUGCUAUUGGAAACGCAAUUGCCAAAGUUUUGCCUAACACAAUUCAUUUAUACUGUAGGUGGAAUAUAAGAACAAAGUUUGGUGAAAUAUUAUCGCAUUUAUAUGCAAAUCAAGAUCACUUCAAAGAAGAUUUCAACUCUUGCAUCUACAAGUCACUAACGGGUGCACAAUUCGAAGAUAGUACCGGUUUCAAAGAGUUUAUGGAGAAUUCACGGAAAACGUUGGAGAAACAACAUUUACGUGAAAGAGAGGCUGAUUAUGAAAAAAAGAACAAGGAAAGGUCCAAAAUAACUUCAUCAUCAUUGGAGAAUCAUGCGGCAUCUACCUACAUGAAAGAAAUGCUUAGACGUUUUCAACACGAACUCAAAGAAAGUGGAGCUUAUGUCGUGAUUGAGAAAAAGAGCAAUGCAAUUUACCAGCAUUACGAGGCAUACAAAACAACGGUCCAAGAGGAGUAUAGAAAAUACUAUGUUUUGAUCGUCACCGAGAAUGGCACCAUAACUUGUGUUUGUCGAAAAUUUGAAAGUUUGGGAAUCCUUUGUCGUCAUAUUGUUCGAUACUUGUAUAAGAUGCAACGGUCAGAGAUUCCUAAGCAGUACAUCACUUUGAGAUGGAUGGUUGGAGGCAAUGAAAGAGUGGGAGCCUUACAACACAAGCGUCCUAAAAUUGGUAAUUUUCUUCUGAAAGGCAUAUGUUAA
Molecule: messenger RNA, 990 nt
Organism: Daucus carota subsp. sativus
Lineage: Eukaryota; Viridiplantae; Streptophyta; Magnoliopsida; Apiales; Apiaceae
Product: protein FAR1-RELATED SEQUENCE 5-like
Exons: 3
Coding region: 1-990 (329 amino acids)
Biological process (GO): regulation of DNA-templated transcription
Molecular function (GO): zinc ion binding
Source: RefSeq, a predicted model, not a curated record